CGCCGGGAGGAGGGGGGACGCAGUGGGCGGAGCGGAGACAGCACCUUCGGAGAUAAUCCUUUCUCCUGCCGCAGAGCAGAGGAGCGGCGGGAGAGGAACACUUCUCCCAGGCUUUAGCAGAGCCGGCAGGAUGGCGACCGUGGUGGUGGAAGCCACCGAGCCGGAGCCAUCGGGCAGCAUCGGCAACCCGGCGGCGUCCACCUCGCCCAGCCUGUCGCACCGCUUCCUAGACAGCAAGUUCUACUUGCUGGUGGUGGUCGGCGAGACGGUGACCGAAGAGCACCUGAGGCGUGCCAUCGGCAACAUCGAGCUGGGGAUCCGAUCGUGGGACACAAACCUGAUCGAGUGCAACUUGGACCAAGAACUCAAACUUUUCGUGUCUCGACACUCCGCGAGGUUCUCUCCUGAAGUCCCAGGUGAGGCUUCUGCUUGGUGUUAGCCCCGCUCUUG
Molecule: messenger RNA, 450 nt
Organism: Rattus rattus (black rat)
Lineage: Eukaryota; Metazoa; Chordata; Mammalia; Rodentia; Muridae
Product: microtubule-associated protein 1B-like
Exons: 2
Coding region: 131-439 (102 amino acids)
Biological process (GO): axonogenesis; regulation of microtubule depolymerization; dendrite development
Cellular component (GO): neuronal cell body; microtubule; dendrite
Molecular function (GO): microtubule binding; actin binding
Source: RefSeq, a predicted model, not a curated record